This is a messenger RNA of Parastagonospora nodorum SN15, 2783 nucleotides long. RefSeq lists its product as hypothetical. The transcript has 4 exons. Bases 1 to 2679 code for a protein of 892 amino acids. Gene Ontology annotation, molecular function: oxidoreductase activity. NCBI's taxonomy places the organism in Eukaryota, Fungi, Ascomycota, Dothideomycetes, Pleosporales, Phaeosphaeriaceae. The record is from RefSeq and is a predicted model, not a curated record.
AUGGCUCCUCAAGAGCUGCGGUACGAUGGCCAGACGGUUGUUGUCACGGGCGCUGGCGGUGGUCUUGGUCGCGAAUAUGCCAUCUUCUUCGGCAGUCGCGGCGCGAAUGUCGUCGUGAACGACCUCGGUGGAAGCUUCAAGGGCGAGGGCAAGGGCUCCGGGGCCGCAGAUAAGGUCGUCGACGAGAUCCGCUCCGCAGGCGGCAAGGCCGUCGCCAACUACGACUCGGUCGAGAACGGAGAGAACAUUGUCAAGACGGCGAUUGAUGCGUUCGGUCGCAUCGAUGUCCUGAUCAACAAUGCGGGUAUCCUGCGCGAUGUCAGCUUCAAGAACAUGAAGCAGUCGGAUUGGGACCUCAUCUACAACGUCCACGUCAAGGGAGCGUACAAGUGCGCACACGCUGCAUGGCCAUACUUCAGGAAACAGAAGUACGGAAGGCUCAUCAGCACCGCGUCGGCGGCCGGUCUCUUCGGAUCCUUCGGCCAGACCAACUAUUCUGCUGCCAAACUCGCGCUUGUUGGCUUCACCGAGACACUUGCAAAGGAGGGCCUGAAGUACAACAUCCUCUGCAACGUCAUCGCGCCCAUCGCGGCCAGCCGAAUGACCGAGACUGUUAUGCCCCCUGAUGUCCUCGAGAAGCUGAAGCCCGAGUGGAUCGUUCCGCUCGUUGCCGUCCUUACACACAAGUCGUCCACUGAGACUGGUGCGAUAUUCGAGGCUGGAGGAGGCCACAUUGCCAAGCUGCGCUGGGAGCGAGCCUCUGGUGCUUUGUUGAAGGCUGACGACACCCUGACUCCUGGCGCCGUUGCGGCCAAGUGGAACGAGGUUGUCAACUUCUCCAAGCCCGAGCACCCACAGGGCCCAGCAAACGCUCUUGAGCUGCUCGAGGCGGCCCAGAAGGUCCCCAGCAACCCCAAGGGCGAGGAGCUGGACUUCAAGGGCAAGGUCGCGCUCGUCACUGGUGGAGGUGCUGGCCUUGGUCGCAUCUACUGUCUGCAGCUGGCCAAGCGCGGCGCAAAGGUUGUUGUCAACGACCUUGUCAACCCUGACGAUGUCGUUCAGGAGAUCCAGAAGCUCGGCGGUGAGGCUGUUGGCAACAAGGCCGAUGUGCAGAACGGCGAGGCUGUCGUCAAGACCGCCAUUGAGAAGUACGGCCGCAUCGACAUCCUCAUCAACAACGCUGGUAUCCUCCGCGACAAGGCUUUCGCCAACAUGACCGACGACCAGUGGGACAUCAUCCACAAGGUGCAUCUCCACGGCACUUACUCCUGCACCAAGGCUGCAUGGCCUUUCAUGCUGAAGCAGAAGUAUGGCCGCAUCAUCAACACCACAUCCACCAGUGGCAUCUACGGCAACUUCGGCCAGGCCAACUACGCCUCAGCCAAGUGCGGUAUCCUCGGAUUCUCAAAGUCCCUCGCCCUCGAGGGCAAGAAGAACAACAUCUUCGUCAACACCGUCGCACCCAAUGCUGGUACUGCCCUCACCCGCACCAUCAUGCCCGAGGAGGUUGUCCAGGCUCUCAAGCCCGACUACAACGCACCUCUCGUCGUCCUUCUCUGCUCCGACAAGGCUCCUGAGCCAACGGGCGGACUAUACGAGAUGGGCUCUGGCUGGUUCGCAGCAACCAGGUGGCAGCGCACCGGAGGCCACGGCUUCCCAGUCGACGUCAAGCUCACCCCCGAGGCCGUUCUCGCACAAUGGGAGCGCAUCACCAACUUCGACGACGGUCGCGCUGAUCACCCCUACGACAACGCCAGCGGCCUCAAAUCCAUCAUGGCAAACAUGGAGAACACCAGCAAGGGCAAGAAGGAGAAGAAGUCUAGCAAGAGCAACGAGGACGUCCUCGAAGCCCAGAAGAAGGCUUUGGCUGGCGAAGCCAGACGACACUUAGACCUCGGAGUGGGCGCAAAGCGUACCGACCUCCCCUUCGUAUACGAGGGCUCCAACGACUUCCAAGUCAUCCCAACCUUUGGUGUCAUUCCUCCCUUCAACGCCGAACCACCCUUCGAAUUUUCCGAGAUCGUCCCCAACUUCGACCCGCGCAUGCUGCUCCACGGUGAGCAAUACCUCGAGAUCCGCAAGUUCCCCAUCCCCACCGAGGCGAAGCUCAUCGCGAUUCCCAAGCUCGUCGAGGUCGUCGACAAGGGCGCUGCUGGGCUGGUCGUGUACGGCUCCGUCACAAAGGAUGCGAAGACCGGCGAGGAUAUCUUCUACAACGAGAGCACAGUGUUCAUCCGUGGCUCAGGAAACUUUGGCGGACAAAAGAAGGGCGCAGACCGUGGUGCAGCAACCAAGAUCCACACACCGCCUAAGCGCGAGCCCGACGUCGUUGUCGAGGAGAAGACUUCGGAGGAGCAAGCUGCCCUCUACCGUCUCACCGGCGACCUUAACCCUCUGCACAUCGACCCGCAAUUCAGCAAGGCUGGCGGCUUCCCUACUCCUAUUCUUCACGGUCUAUGCAGCUUCGGUAUCAGCGGAAAGCACGUGUUGCAGAAGUUUGGACCUUUCAAGAACAUCAAGGUCCGCUUCGCGGGCGUUGUGCUUCCUGGCCAGACGCUCAUCACUGAGAUGUGGAAGACUGGAAACACCGUCAUGUUCCAGACAAAGGUCAAGGAGACUGGCAAGUUGGCGAUUAGCGGGGCCGGCGCUGAGCUGUUGGGCGGCGCAAGCAAGUUGUAAACGUGUGUUGUAAGUGCAUCGACCUUGUUGUUUGAUAUAGGCGUUUAAGAAAGCCUUUUUGUAAAUAUGUAGUGUUAUGAUAUCAGAGUAUCUUGUUCCUUCAA